Sphenostylis stenocarpa is the source of this 513-nucleotide messenger RNA. NCBI's taxonomy places the organism in Eukaryota, Viridiplantae, Streptophyta, Magnoliopsida, Fabales, Fabaceae. The record is from the annotation of a GenBank genome assembly.
AUGGUUCAACACCAAAACCUACAAAAGAUUACUCAUCCUACACAGCUUGGUGACGUGUUAGAAGCAUCUUCCAUUAUGCAAGGUGUUCUUUCCAUUAUCGAGUUCUUCACAAAACUCAUAAUCAUCUGGGAUGAACUUGGAAAUUUUAGACUUGAUUCUACCUAUACUUCUAAAGAGAACCAUAGUAUACCUCUCUGGGCUAGCUUGGAUACAACUGUUGACAUGCAAAAAAUCGAAGAUAGUGGAAUUCCACAUGAUCCUGCCUCGACUCCAUCAAUUGAUACUACACAAGACUAUGCCUUAACUCAAUCGAUCAAUGCUACACAAGACCCUGCCUUGACUCAAUUGAUCGAUGUUACACAAGAUCCUACCUCGAUUCAAUCAACCACUGAUACACAAGACACCAAUGCUUCAUCUGAUCCUAUCUUAAGAAGAAUCACUCGUGUCAAAAAUCCCCCAGCUCAUCUAAGAGAUUAUGAUGUAGCUCAAAGUUUUACAACAUUAAAAGGCUAG